UUGAACUGGCUGUCUUAGCUGGACUUAGCCCGCUGCUUGGCCCAUAGGAAAUGCUUCACAACUGUGUUUUGAGUGGCUGGCUGAUUGUCUGGAGGAAAGAGUUUCAGUAGAAGCAGAAGCAUCAUGUUGGCUGUGUACUUUGACCAGCCCGGGGACCCCAGCAACCUUUACCUGAAAGAGGUGGCCAAGCCUGAACCUGGCCCAGGAGAAGUCCUUCUGAAGGUGGCUGCCAGUGCCCUGAACAGGGCAGACGUGCUGCAGCGCCGUGGCCAGUACCACCCACCUGAGGGAGCCAGCAACAUCCUGGGCCUGGAGAUGUCUGGUCACGUGGCCAAAAUUGGCCCGAGCUGUCAGGGGCCGUGGAAAGAAGGACAACCGGCGAUGGCUCUGCUUGCUGGGGGCGGCCAGGCAGAGUACGCCGUGGUCCCCGAAGGGUACCUCAUGCCUAUUCCCAACGGACUGACUCUCACCCAGGCAGCCGCCAUACCCGAGGCCUGGCUCACGGCCUUCCAGUUGCUCCACCUUGUAGGCCAAGUGAAGGCUGGGGAGACUGUGCUGAUACACGCAGGAUCCAGUGGCGUGGGCACAGCCGCCGUGCAGCUGGCCCGCCUGGCUGGCGCCAUUCCUUUGAUCACUGCUGGGGACCAGGACAAAAUUGAGGCAGUGAAAAAGCUUGGGGCUGCUGCAGGCUUCAACUACAAGGAAGAGGAUUUUUCAGCUGCAACACUGGAGUUUACUAAAGGUGCUGGAGCCAAUGUCAUUCUGGACUGUAUCGGUGGGUCCUACUGGGAGAAGAACGUGGCUUGCCUGGCCCUGGAUGGCCGAUGGGUGCUGUACGGCCUGCUAGGUGGGGCCGAGGUCCACGGGGAGCUUCUCUCCAAGCUCCUGGCUAAGCGAGGGAACCUCUUCACGAGUCUGCUGAGAUCCCGGGACAAGAAGUACAAAGCAGAGCUGGUGUCUGCCUUCACCCAGCAGAUCCUGCCUCACUUUGCCCAGGACAAGCCCGGGGCCCUGAGGCCUGUAGUGGACAGCGUCUACCCCCUGAAGCAGGUGGCAGAAGCCCACGAGUACAUGGAGCAGAAUAAGAACCUGGGCAAGAUCGUUCUGGAGGUGGCCUCCGGGCUUGGGGCACAAUAAACAAUCUUGCUCCCCCGAAA
Molecule: messenger RNA, 1157 nt
Organism: Antechinus flavipes (yellow-footed antechinus)
Lineage: Eukaryota; Metazoa; Chordata; Mammalia; Dasyuromorphia; Dasyuridae
Gene: TP53I3
Product: tumor protein p53 inducible protein 3
Exons: 6
Coding region: 124-1137 (337 amino acids)
Molecular function (GO): NADPH binding; quinone reductase (NADPH) activity; quinone binding
Source: RefSeq, a predicted model, not a curated record